Molecule: messenger RNA, 1374 nt
Organism: Symbiodinium necroappetens
Lineage: Eukaryota; Dinophyceae; Suessiales; Symbiodiniaceae
Source: the annotation of a GenBank genome assembly
AUGGGAUAUGCCAACGCCGUCUGCCCCGUCUGGCAUCAAACGAAAGCCGAUUCCUUCGGCAACAUGUUGAUCGAUGAGUUCUGCAAAGGACAGCUGACCGCGGCAAAGGUGCAAAGCUUAGCUUCGGCCGCCGUGAAGUGGCACACUGCUUUAAGCGAGCAAUACUUUCGCGACCUUUUCUUGCCCGUGAACGCGAAAGCCUACUGGGACAAUCUGGAGCGAAAUGCUCCAUGGUUUCGCGAGCACCCCAUGUUUGGAUGGAAGGGAGACCGUUCAAAGCUUAUCCCUUUGAGCCUUUACGGCGAUGAAGUUGCUGCAUAUAAGGCAACGGAAGCUGGUUCAGUUUCUGUGAUCGCAUUUACGACGGACCUUACACCAAAGCAAGACCCACUUGGCCGUUACUUUUUGGUAUCGGUAUACAGCGAUCAUACAGCUACGUCCGACACCUACACGGACGUGCUCAAUGGUAUUAUUCCUCGUUUUCAGAAGCUUGUGUCACCGGAGUUCCAAGGUGCAGCUCACACCCGCGCACGCUAUGAUCACAAGCAUUUCGUUGCAAACACACCACUGGAGGAACGAAAUGUGAUCUUCCAGAUCCCGGGAAUGCUUUACGAGAGGUUCCUCCACGACCCGUGCCAUGGACAGUUGCUGGGCACUUCGAAGGUUCUGAACGGUGCUGCAUUGGUGUACCUUGCAGAAAACGGUUGGUUCGGCGAGUGGCCAGCUGUUGGCAAGUACGACGCCAGAUUGGCUCCGCUGCUGAAUCUGGCUUAUGGCAGGUUUGAAGAUUGGAAGAGGAAGUGUCGCUUGCAAUGUACUCAAGCGAGGUUUACACCUGCUCGGCUGAACAGAACGAAGAAGUUGCAAUUCCCAAGUUUGACUGGCAAAGCAGUGGCACAGAAGGUCAUCAGCUUUUGGCUGGCUGAGGAGACAGCUUCUUUUGCAAAGCGAGCAGGCAAGUCGGAGCAGGACGAGCAGCUGGCUGCUUGCAUGCUCACGUAUGUUCGUGUUUUGCGAUGUCUGGAUGAGUUUGGCAUGCUGUUGACAGAGCAACAGGCUGCUGAAUUCCACAAGACAGGCAUGUCACACUUACGUGUUUAUGCCAUGCUGCAUUCUGCGACGACGUUCAUGUUCCAGUUGCUGCCCAAGCAUCACUACUUUCAGCACAUGAUUGAAGAUGCUUCGCAGCACAGGGUGAACGCCAACAUCUACACGCUGCUGGCAGCCGAAUCGUUUGUCGGCCAGAUAGGCAGGAUCAGCAGGAGAUGCCACAAGGCAACUGUGUCCUGCAGAACUGCACAGCGAUACCUGGUGCAGCUCAAAGCUCGCUUGGAGCAGCCUGCGAUGCAUGCGACCAAGCGGAAGCGAGCCUAG